AUGGCGGCAACCCACAAACCCACAUGGGAGAAAGCCGGCAUUUUUUAUGCGGUGAGGAACUCGGUCCACGAAAUCAGGAGAGACGACGACUUGGUUUUCGGAUUGGCGGAGAGAUGGUGCUCGAAGACCAACUCAUUCGUUUUGCCGUGGGGUGAAGCUACUGUGACAUUGGAGGAUAUGGCGGUUCUGGGGUUCUCUGUAUCAGGGUCCCCUGUUUUUCGCCCCAUUGGAGAGACAGAGGAGCUGAAAGAGCUGGAACAGGGUCUUAGUAUGGCGAUGAAGGAGAUCUCGCGAUCGACGGCUAAAAAGGCAGCAGUUGGUUACUGGAUAGCGAAAUUCAGAGAUAGCGAGAGCUUAAUCGAGCACGAAGCUUUUCUGGUGGCAUGGCUGUCCAGGUACGUUUUUGCCAAUACUCACGAUUGCAUAAGAAGGGAAGCUUUUCCGAUAGCUAUUCACCUUGCUAGGGGAAUUAGAAUUGCUUUGGCACCUGCUGUUCUCGCCAGUAUUUAUCGCGAUUUGGGCAUUUUGAAGCGAGAAAUUGUCAACGAAUCAAGAGGUUCUUCGUCUUCCAUUGUCAAACUCUGGUCACCAUUUCAGCUAGUCCAGGUAUGGGCUUGGGAGAGAUUCCUUCAGGUUCAGCCGCAGCCUAACGACCUGAUCCGCGGCGAACCCAGAUUAGCUCGAUGGAGUUCCAAGAAGAUAGAAAAAAGAGGCCAGGACAGGAGGAUGAUGUUGGACUCUGCUGCAGACACUUUCAUCUGGCGUCCGUACACUCUGCCGGUCAGAAAUUGGGAAUUUCCCCACAAAUUCUACGGCGAGAAGGAGAGAUGGGUAACGCUCAAGUCUGGCUAUGAGGACAACGAUGAUGAUGUGGUGUGUUUUGCUCGAUGCUUGAGGCCUUCAUUUCUUGUUGGAAUGGACACUGUAGAGCAGUAUUAUCCUCAUAGGGUUGCAAUGCAGUUUGGGUUUGAUCAAGGCAUACCUGGCUGUGUGGGUGAAUCAAACAAGACUACUGAUUGCUCUGAUGAUGCUUGGGGUGAUUACAGUAGAGAUUUAGAUGGUGUAAGCUUGUAUGUCCCGUCCCGGCUAUUCGAGGCAGAUGUAACUACCCUUUAUCAUCAAUGGUGGAAACAGGCGGUUGUGGAAUUGCGCCGAGGGGAGCUACUGAGUUUGUCAAAGCGGGACAAGGGAUCGAAGAAGUUGAUGGAGAAGAAGGCUGGUGGUGGGAAGUUAACUUUGUCGAAGAAGGUUUCGAAGCAUGAGGAGAAGAGAGGUCUAAAAACAGCAGCAGAUGGUUCGGGCUCUAGGGGUCUUCUUAGUCAGAAAAUCUCAGCAAUGUCAUAUAAGAAUGCAAAGAGAAAGAAUGAUGGUUACAAUGGGUUGACUGACAUCGACCGCCUUGUGAAACGGGUGAGGGCUCGGGCUUAUGGUACCAGAGUUACCAAAGAUGGUUCUCGUAUUGAUGUCUUGGAUCCAUCACCGGUAUCAGAAGCUAAGGUUGUGGGAAGGGGUGAUGAUGAUGAGGAGGAAGAUAUGAUGACAAUUGGACAGUUGGUGAAAGCUAACUACAAGCAUGGACAUGCUGAGAAGAUAAUAUAUGGUGGGGAUGCUCCCAGUUCGUCUCUCCAGUCAAUGAAUAUUGGAGGAGCUGUUGAAACUGUGUCGGCAUUGAUUGGGAUCGAAAGGGAAGCAGCUGCUGAAAGUAGACAGAAGAAUCAUGGCUACCAGAAUCAUUUGGAUCAGUCCUCGAAUUGCCAGUUUUCAGUAGCACCAGAUCAGACUCCUGGUGUAGGAUCCAGUGAUGUUUCGUCAGGUCAACUGCAAUCCCUUUCCUUUUCAGCAGAGAAAGAUGUGGUGGACUUGGUAAGUCCAGAUAGAGAAGCAACGAUGAAAACUGUGAUGAAGAUGGAGCCUUUUGAAGAAGUGAUGAAGGAAGUUACAGCAGCAGCAGUUGCUGAAGUUGAGAACCAAAGUAAUGAGUCUACUGUAAGCUUGUCUGGUGGAGCAGUGAACCUGAGCAUCAGAAACAGCGAAGCGGGUGGUGGUGAUUCCACGUUUGGAUCGAUGCUGAAACGGCUUGACACUCAGCUUAGUGGGCUGGAGAAGCAACUCGCUGUGUUGAAAGCAGCAAGAGUUGUUGGCAAGUAA
Messenger RNA from Linum tenue, 2148 nucleotides. The record is from the annotation of a GenBank genome assembly. NCBI's taxonomy places the organism in Eukaryota, Viridiplantae, Streptophyta, Magnoliopsida, Malpighiales, Linaceae.